GACUAUUGUUAAUCCUGAAAAUAUUUACUACCAAGAGAGUCGAAAACCCCAAAUACAUCAACUAACGUGUAGCUACUGUUUUCUGACCGUUCCAUCUUACUUCACCCUAAAUAUGGUGAUCAAACUCCUUCUAUAAAGAAUUUCCAUCAUGUAUUAGUGAUAGUCAACGUUUUCAAAAAUCUCAAUAAUUGCAAGAUUAUUUAUUUUAAACUCCAUAAAUGUUAAAAAAAUCACAUUCAAACUUUAUAUGAAAAGAUAUGAAUCGUUUUCAUAAUGUUAAUACCAAACCACAUCAAUCAUUUAAUCCAACAAUUAAAAAAUAUAACCAAAGGGAAUUCGCCCUAAUCAUGAACCUUUGCCUCACAAGUCACAAUUAAACUACCUCGUUCCUCAAAUACGCCCAAAUCACACAAGUCAUUUGGUAAAUUUUAUAAAAUGACUCGAGAGCUUCCAAAUUUGAUAUCUAUCCAACUGCUAUACGUCAUAGCAAAAUAUUAUUAAAAGUAAAUCAAUUUCUAUGCGGUUGUGGUUGGAAGAAAGCGGCCCAGUUAAACAGAGUGCAAUUUCAUGCGGAAACAAACAAAAGGGUUUCAGGUCGCAAAAGGAUAAAACAUACUAAAAUUAUUAUGGAUCACAACUUCGAUUUGAUAUGUUCUUCUUAUCCGUUUCGAUUAAAUUUUGAAUAAGUAUCGCAUUCAUUUUCUAUGUUUUGUUAAUAUCAUUUUUAAGUUGACUUGAAAAAAUAGCAAAUCUAAAAAUUUAGAGAUAGAAUUGAAAUAUAAAGCUCAACAAUCUUAGCAAAACUAUAUUGUCGAGAUUCAACUCUUACUCAUUUUGAGUAAUAGCUUUUGCCACAUCAAGCAAAUAAUGUUGUUAUUGUUUGUACAUAAAAAAAAAUGAUGCAUUAUAAACAAUAGGAACAUUAUAACUAUAUCAACCAAACUAUCACCAAAACCAAACGGCUUUUUAGUCAUAGACAUUCUUUUAUCUACCAUGUUCGCAGUAUACCAAUAACAUAAUAUUUACAUCAAAUUCUCUUAAUACAACAGAUCUCUCAACCUCAAAUCUUUAAUCUCACUAGUCUGAUCGAAGGGACAAUGAUUUGAAAAUCGUUUGAUUUUGUGAGACUAGAUUGUUACGACUUACAAUGUUUAUAUUAUAUUGUUAACAAUUCAUUGUUAGUUUCAGUUUUAUUGACGAACAACUCAAUAUAAAGAAUAGCUAAAUCUCAUUUUUUUUGUAGGUAAUAUUGUUUAAAUAGUAUGAAUGAAAUAGUUGGAUUCGUUUUUAUAUAGGCUGAAAUGGGUCAAAAUGCAAACUAAAUCGUAUAACUCUACAGACAACCUUUGGCUCGAAGUUAGACCGUGACUUUGAUUUGGCGCUAGGGGUUAGGCCUUAAUUAGCAACAAAUGAGAUAAGCCCCACCCACAACAGUUACUUUUUGUCUGUGGAAAAUAACAGUCAUUAGAUUCAUAAGUAAUCAAUCAAUUAUAAGACAAUUAAGAUGUGAUAUUAUUUGGUGUUGAUGAUGACGAUUCGAUUCCCUUGCCCCCCAAGUUGGCCCUAAAAUCAGUUCCGACCUCGACCGAUCGAUCAAUCAGCUCCGGCCACUGCUGGGACCAAUCACGGUGGUGGCAGGCAUCUAAGUUUGCCGCUACAUGUUCAAGUUGGUUUUGAGUUGCUCCCAAACACCAUAAAAAUGGAGCUCCCCUUUUUUGUUUUGUCCUAUGUUUUUCACUUUUUGCCCCUGUGGGACAUCAUCUCAUCUCCUCUCUCCACCACCAUCCCACAUGCACGAUGAUCAUCUUCCCCAUUUGCUGUUUUCUGUUUGUUAAUUCGGUUCCAACAAGAGGAGAUUCGGAUUACAGGUUAAGCAAACUUCAUGUGCCUUUUUGGGGUAUUCACAGGUGGAAAGAGGAUUGCAGUGCUGCUGCAACUUUGAAUCACACGUUUUUGCUUUUACCUAUAAUUGGAUUGAACAAAAAGAAAAGCACAGGUCACUCUCACUAGCCGCUAGCGAUCGAACGGAUCGACAGGGACAUUACAUUAGCACUCCAUCUUGUUGCUGAUUAUAAAAGGGAAAAAAACUUGAGAUAUGGUUCCUAAAGUGAAAUGAUAAUCUCAGAUAUGUGCAAUAACAUAAUAAUUCGACCAAUACAGUUGCACCUUUAUGAACAGUAAAAGUUAAGUAAAGGAUAUGUGUGUUUACCUACACCCCCCUCUCCCCUGCAGCUUCAUUUCAGUUUUGCCUGAAUUUGGUAUGCGGCCUGCCUACUUCAUCCAUAUACGGAUAGAUUGCUAACUUUGCAUUAGGAUACAAAAUCAAUAGGAUAGACACCGUACGUGAAUGUGAUCCGCAAGCGAGAUUGAAACGUGAAACGUAAGCUUUACAGGACUUAGUACUCUGAUGAUGUUGUUGUUACUCUGAAUCAUGGAAUAUGUUUCUUCUAUCUAUCGGCGGCAAAGCUGAUGCGCAACAAAUUAAAGCAGGAGACGUCAGUUUCAGAACACUUAUUGUAUUGCUGUCACUUCAACUCAUCUAUAUGUAUCUUCUGCACAAACAGGGAUGGAUGGUGAUCAUGCACUAGAAAUCGAAACAGAACACGUAAGCCUGAUUGGAGUUAUUCCAACACUAUAGCUCUAUAGCGGCUCUUCUAUUAACCACAACGAGAAUGAUGCACAAGAAAUUGAUAUAGAAUAGUAUCACCCUAAUUCAAAUCUGUUUCUUUCAUAAGUUAGAUCAAUAAAAUUCUUUCAUAUAUAGGUUUAUAACAACAACAACACCACCACCUUGCUAUCUUUAUCACCCCAUUAAACCACAAACUAAAUAUCCAUUUCCCUUUACUUAUUACCACAAUAAUAUUCACCACGAAUCAUGCUCAUCACUUCAUCACCUCCCUCUCUAUAUAUUCCAAGGCACAACCGUUCACUUUCCCUCCCACUUUCACAGAACAAUAAUCACACCUACAACACUAAUAAUCAUCAACAUCCCCGGCUGGCCCCCAAUCUCCCACUAUAUAAAGCCCAUCGUCCCACUUCCUAGUUCAAACCAUAAAAGGAAACAACCUCAAAGCAAAGAAGAACAAAACACCCACCUCCUCUACCCUACUCCAUGGAAACUGCUACUCAGAUUGACAGCUUUUGGCUGCUAGUACUAGCCUCCAAAUGCAAAGCCAUCUCCAACUCCUACCAAACCAUUCUCCUCCUCCUCUUCCUCUCCACGGCCUGGCUCGCCAUCGCGCUUUACCACUGGGCCAGCCCUGGCGGCCCAGCCUGGGGCGCCCUGCGUCUCCGAGCCCAAAAGAAGAAGAAGAAGUCGAACACGUGUCACAUCCCCGGGCCGCGAGGGCUCCCUGUGGUGGGAAGCAUGAGCCUCAUGACCAACCUGGCUCACCACAAGCUAGCCGCUGCGGCCACGCGUCACAAGGCCGAGAAGCUCAUGGCCUUCAGCUUGGGAGAAACCCGAGUCAUCAUCACGUCUAACCCGGACGUGGCCAAAGAAAUCCUGACCAGCUCGGCUUUUGCGGACCGGCCUGUCAAGGAGUCGGCCUACCAGCUCAUGUUCAGCCGGGCGAUCGGGUUCGCUCCAUACGGUGCGUACUGGACCACUCUGAGGAGAAUUGCUGCCACCCACAUGUUCUGCCCGAAGCAAAUCGGUUCGACCGCGGGUCAGAGGUUCCGAAUCGCUUCCCAGAUGGUUUCGUCGAUUCAAGGUGGUCGAGGGGAGAAGGGGUUUCGGGUCAGGGAAUUUUUGAAAGGUGCUUCGCUGAACAACAUGAUGUGCUCGGUUUUCGGGCGUGAAUACGAGCUGGGCGAGUCGAGUUUCGAGACUGAACAGCUGAGGGAACUGGUCGAGGAAGGGUACGAGUUGCUAGGGAAGCUCAACUGGUCCGACCAUCUGCCCUGGCUGGCCGGGCUGGACCUGCAGGGAAUCCGGUUCAGAUGCUCCAACUUGGUCCCAAAAGUGAACCGGUUCGUGAACCGUAUCAUCGCGGAACACAGAAAGCAGCCCAACAUUAAUGUUCAGAAACCAACCGCUCGAGAUUUCGUCGACGUUCUGCUCUCGCUGGACGGUCCUGAUAAGUUGUCAGAUCACGAUAUGGUUGCGGUCCUCUGGGAAAUGAUAUUUAGAGGAACGGACACGGUGGCGGUUUUAAUCGAGUGGAUACUAGCGAGAAUGGUUCUCCACCCUGAAAUCCAAGCAAAAGUGCAAGACGAGCUGGAUCGUGUGGUGGGCAAAUCCAGGCCGUUGGCGGAAUCCGACGUUCCAUCGAUGGUUUACCUACCAGCUGUUGUGAAGGAAGGCCUCAGGCUCCACCCGCCCGGCCCACUUCUGUCAUGGGCCCGUUUGGCGACUACCGACACCACGAUAAACGGCCAUGACGUCCCCGCUGGAACCACAGCUAUGGUUAACAUGUGGGCUAUCACGAGGGAUCCAGAGAUAUGGGCCGAGCCCCUGAGGUUCAGCCCGGACCGAUUCUUGGCCGGUGGUGGAAUGGAGGCCGAGUUCUCGGUUAUGGGAAGCGACCUGCGGCUUGCUCCGUUUGGAGCUGGUCGACGGACGUGUCCCGGCAAGGCACUGGGUUUUGCGACCGUCGUGUUUUGGGUCGGCACGCUGUUGCACGAGUUUGAAUGGGUUAAUGGUUCGGAGAACGGCCCGGUGGAUCUAUCCGAGAAAUUGAGGUUGUCGUGUGAAAUGUCGAACCCGCUUGUGGUGAAGGCGAGGCCCAGGAGAUCAUCGAUAAUAUAAUCGUGAAAAUAAGACGUUGAAGUUAGUAUGAAACUACUACAGCAUGUGUUAGACAAAAAAAAAAACAAAAUGUAAAUAUGUGUCACGUUGCUUCUAGUUUGUUUGGUUAGCUUCAUGUUAUCCAUAUAUCUAUGUUUUGUAGCGUCCGAUGUUAUUAUACAGUAUAAUGACAAUAUAUGUGAUGGAUGUCU
Linum trigynum is the source of this 4941-nucleotide messenger RNA. The record is from the annotation of a GenBank genome assembly. NCBI's taxonomy places the organism in Eukaryota, Viridiplantae, Streptophyta, Magnoliopsida, Malpighiales, Linaceae.